Molecule: messenger RNA, 1417 nt
Organism: Macadamia integrifolia
Lineage: Eukaryota; Viridiplantae; Streptophyta; Magnoliopsida; Proteales; Proteaceae
Product: 28 kDa ribonucleoprotein, chloroplastic-like
Exons: 4
Coding region: 145-1107 (320 amino acids)
Cellular component (GO): cytosol
Molecular function (GO): mRNA binding
Source: RefSeq, a predicted model, not a curated record
ACGAUAUUCCUCUGGCUCUGGCCCUUUCUGACCCUGCCGAAGAAGACCCUCUUCUGUAAACCUCUCUCUCUCUCUCUCUCCUGCCCCUUAUCUUCUCCUCCCAUUUGCUUCCCUCCCCUCUUUCUCUCUGUCUCCAUAUCGGUCAUGUCUUAUGCUUCUACAAACCUACUCAAGCCGCUGUCAAUGGCAGGAGGCAGCCUCACCUCUCCUUCAACCCUCUUCGCCACUAAGGCCGGGUACCCAUUUAUCGCUCUCCCUGCAAAACCCGUAAAACUCCUUCACCUCAACUGCUCGUCUGCCUCUUCGUUUCCUUCUUGGCUAUAUCUGAAGAAGAAUAUAUCUCCAUCAAAUGUGAUGGGUUUUGUGGUCCAUACCUCUGGUUGGGCUCAACAAGAGGUAAAAAAUGAAGUUGAGGAGGAGACUGAUGCUCGUGUUUCGGAUUGGGAGGAAGAGGGAGAAGAAAAUGUGACAGAAGGGAGCGAGGUCGAAGAUGGUGAAGUAAUCGCUGGAGAUGGGUUUGUUGAAGGGGAGGGAGAAGAUGAUUACCCAGAGCCACCUGAGGAUGCCAAGCUAUUUGUCGGUAAUUUGCCUUUCGAUAUGGACAGCGAGAAGUUGGCUAAGCUAUUCGACGAAGCAGGAAUUGUUGAAGUUGCCGAGGUAAUUUACAACCGGGAAACAGAUCGAAGUCGUGGAUUUGGUUUCGUGACGAUGAGUACAGUGGAAGAAGCGGAGAAAGCUGUGGAAAUGUUCCACCGUUACGAUGUAAGUGGCAGGCUUUUGACUGUGAACAAGGCUGCACCAAGAGGGUCCCAGCCUGAACGACCCCCUCGAAUGUUUGAACCUUCAUUCAGGAUCUAUGUUGGAAACCUGCCGUGGCAAGUGGAUAAUGCUCGUCUUGAGCAGGUUUUCAGUGAACAUGGCAAGGUUGUGGAUGCCAGGGUUGUAUUUGACCGGGAAACUGGACGAUCACGUGGGUUUGGCUUCGUAACAAUGUCCUCACAGUCGGAGUUGGAUGAUGCAAUUGCUGCUCUUGAUGGACAGAGUUUGGAUGGGAGGGCCAUAAGAGUGAAUGUUGCAGAGGACAGACCAAGGCGUGGCUCCUUUUGAUUUAGAGAGAUGAAUCUCCAAGGGCCUUUUUGAGUCUCCUGUAAAGUGUGAUAUGUUUCAGAGAAAAAGAGGGUGGGUGUCCCUCUGGUCCAUUUGUUUUGUCAUUUUAUAGAUAGAUGCAAGGAAGGUUCGUUUUUAGGAUUUUGAAUUCCUUAACAAACUUUUUCACUACUUGUUUUCUUUUUCUUUAUUUAUUUUGUUUCUCUAAUUGAGUUGGUAUGAUAUUUAUAAUUAUAAUCAUAUCAUUCAUUCAAGUUGUUUACAGCUUAUCUUGUUUAUAUCUAUGCAAGGAGGUGGUCCUUAAGUUUUA